AUGGACCAAUCUUGUACACAACUAUGCACUGUGAGGAUUUUCGUGGUAAGAGGCCCUCCUUCGGAGAGGGUUUCAAGUUGUGUACGUGGCGAUCAUGUAUCCACCGACCGAUUGGAUGUCCAAUGCCAACUUGGUGCUUUACACCUCACUCGCAUGACUAGCCAACGCUGUACGCUUCCAAUGAAGAUGAAAGAGGGUUCCGGUCGGCCAGAGGGCGAUGUCACACGGCAUAUGUUCUCGGACUCUUUGACUUGA
Molecule: messenger RNA, 255 nt
Organism: Plenodomus lingam JN3
Lineage: Eukaryota; Fungi; Ascomycota; Dothideomycetes; Pleosporales; Leptosphaeriaceae
Source: RefSeq, a predicted model, not a curated record